Penicillium bovifimosum is the source of this 1074-nucleotide messenger RNA. Its product is annotated as ankyrin repeat domain-containing protein. Bases 1 to 1074 code for a protein of 357 amino acids. NCBI's taxonomy places the organism in Eukaryota, Fungi, Ascomycota, Eurotiomycetes, Eurotiales, Aspergillaceae. The record is from RefSeq and is a predicted model, not a curated record. Gene Ontology annotation, molecular function: protein binding. The transcript has a single exon.
AUGAGAGUGUCCACUAGGGUAGGAGCUCAGCUUCCUCUCGAACUCAUCCUGCUUUUCGCCGAAUAUCUUAUGCCUGUUGACCUGCUGUCUCUUUUACGUGCGUCUCCUGGGCUCGCAUGGGCCCUGACUUUUCAGCACACCACGCUUCAGGACAGAGGGGGGCGGACGAUCCUACAUCUACUCGCGAGGGAAGGGGAGGGCGAAUUGAUGAAGCUACUGCUCGCAAACGACGGUAUCAGGCCAGACCCGAAGGAUAACUGGGGUCGGACGCCGUUGUCCCAUGCGGCUGAAGGAUAUGAAGUGGUGGUCAGGGUACUGCUGAACCGACAAGAUGUCGAGGCGGACUCCAAGGACAACGAUGGGUUGACUCCGUUAUCCUAUGCGGCUCAAGGUGGACAUGAAGCGGUGGUCAGGCUAUUGCUGGACCGACAAGAUAUCGAGGCAGACUCGAAGGAUAACUGGGGUCGGACGCCGUUGUCCCAUGCGGCUGAAGGAUAUGAAGUGGUGGUCAGGCUACUGCUGAACCGACAAGAUGUCGAGGCGGACUCGAAGGACAACGAUGGGUUGACUCCGUUAUCCUAUGCGGCUCGAGGUGGACAUGAAGCGGUGGUCAGGCUACUGCUGGACCGACAAGAUGUUGAGGCGGACUCGAAGGAUAGCGUGGGUCGGACACCGUUGUCCUUUGCGGCUGGAGGCGGACAUGAAGCGGUGGUCAGGCUACUGCUGGACCGACAAGAUGUCGAGGCGGACUCGAAGGCUAAUUGGGGUCAGACACCGUUGUCCUUUGCCGCUGGAGGCGGACAUGAAGCGGUGGUCAGGCUACUGCUGGACCGACAAGAUGUCGAGGCGGACUCGAGGGAUAACGUGGGUCGGUCACCGUUGUUAUAUGCGGCCUGGCGCGGACAUGAAGCGGUGGUCAGGCUACUGCUGGACCGACAAGAUGUCGAGGCGGACUCGAAGGCUAACUGGGAUCGGACACCGUUAUCCUGUGCGGCUGAAGGUAGACAUGAAGCGGUGGUCAGGCUACUGCUGGACCGGCAAGAUAUCGAGGCGGACUCGAAGGAUAACUGUUGA